UGACGACAAUUCCGACACCCCCUCCGUCUGCGAUAUAAGCGGAUGAGCAGGCGCUCUCCAUCUCCUCUGCGCCGAACGCAAAUAGUAGCCGGGAAUACAGGAGACUUUUCAGAAUCGGCGUUGUCUUGAAUCGGAUUCUCAGCAAUGGGCAAGGAGAAACUGCACAUCAACAUUGUGGUCAUUGGCCACGUGGACUCUGGCAAGUCCACCACCACCGGACACCUCAUCUACAAGUGCGGCGGCAUCGACAAGAGGACCAUCGAGAAGUUUGAGAAGGAAGCCGCUGAAAUGGGCAAGGGCUCCUUCAAGUACGCCUGGGUGUUGGACAAGCUGAAGGCCGAGCGGGAGCGCGGUAUCACCAUCGACAUCUCCCUGUGGAAGUUUGAGACCAGCAAGUACUACGUCACCAUCAUCGAUGCCCCUGGGCACAGGGACUUCAUCAAGAACAUGAUCACAGGCACCUCCCAGGCGGACUGCGCGGUGCUGAUCGUGGCAGCGGGGGUGGGCGAGUUCGAGGCGGGCAUCUCGAAGAACGGGCAGACGCGGGAGCAUGCCCUGCUGGCCUACACGCUGGGCGUCAAGCAGCUCAUCGUGGGCAUCAACAAGAUGGACUCCACCGAGCCCAACUACAGCCAGAAGCGCUACGAGGAGAUUGUCAAGGAAGUCAGCACCUACAUCAAGAAGAUCGGCUACAACCCCGACACGGUGGCCUUCGUGCCCAUCUCCGGCUGGAACGGGGACAACAUGCUGGAGUCCAGCCCAAACAUGACCUGGUUUAAGGGCUGGAAGAUCACGAGGAAGGACGGCAACGCGUCCGGGACCACCCUGCUGGAGGCCCUGGACGCCAUCCAGCCCCCGUCCCGCCCCACGGACAAACCCCUGCGCCUGCCGCUGCAGGAUGUCUACAAGAUCGGCGGCAUUGGGACGGUGCCAGUGGGUCGCGUGGAGACGGGCCUGCUGAAGCCCGGCAUGGUGGUGACCUUCGCCCCCGUCAACGUGACGACGGAGGUGAAGUCGGUGGAGAUGCACCACGAGGCGCUGACCGAGGCACUGCCGGGCGACAACGUGGGCUUCAACGUCAAGAACGUCUCCGUCAAGGACAUCCGCCGCGGCAACGUGGCCGGGGACAGCAAGAACGACCCGCCCCAGGAGGCCGCCAACUUCACCGCGCAGGUGAUCAUCCUGAACCACCCGGGCCAGAUCAGCGCCGGCUACGCCCCGGUGCUGGACUGCCACACCGCCCACAUCGCCUGCAAGUUCGCCGAGCUCAAGGAGAAGAUCGACCGCCGCUCGGGCAAGAAGCUGGAGGACAACCCCAAGUCGCUCAAGUCUGGCGACGCCGCCAUCGUGGACAUGGUCCCGGGGAAGCCCAUGUGUGUGGAGAGCUUCUCCGAGUACCCCCCUCUCGGGCGCUUUGCGGUGCGCGACAUGCGUCAGACCGUGGCCGUCGGCGUCAUCAAGGGCGUGGAGAAGAAGGCGCCCACCACCGGCAAGGUCACCAAGUCAGCCCAGAAGGCCCAGAAGGCCAAAUGAACGUUGUGCCGCGCUGCCGACUCCCGGGUCACGCGUGGCAGGACGACCGGCUCCCAGCUCUGCUCUCUGAUUGGCCGCUUCCGCUCCAUUGUCAAAGACUGGUUAAUUAUUACAAUGCAUCGCAAAACUAUCAGAAGGAAAAAAAAUUAGAACAUAAAACCGGGAUAUUUGUGAUGACCAUCAGUUUUUCGUACCAUUGCACAUGGCUUCUUCUGUUUAUUAGGCUAGUUAAUUUCUUCUGAAGGUGUACUUGUCAUUGGGACCGUGACCAUGAACACCUCCAUGUGUGAGAAGCGUUAAGAUGGCUGAAGGCCUUAGAGCCAGGCCUCUCUGGUCUAGUCUUCACAUUCACUUGCUUUUUGUGUUUGUUUGCCAUUAGUAGAUGUUCAGUUUGUUGAAAUACUAACUUAAAUCGCUUCAGUAGAUAAAAGUGAAUGAUAUGCUCUGUUUGAACUGUGAAUUGAAGAAAUAAAAAAAUGCCUCGCAUAUAUUCCCAA
This is a messenger RNA of Anguilla rostrata (American eel), 2030 nucleotides long. It is a transcript of the gene eef1a1a, whose product is annotated as eukaryotic translation elongation factor 1 alpha 1a. NCBI's taxonomy places the organism in Eukaryota, Metazoa, Chordata, Actinopteri, Anguilliformes, Anguillidae. The transcript has 8 exons. Gene Ontology annotation, molecular function: translation elongation factor activity; GTPase activity; GTP binding. The record is from RefSeq and is a predicted model, not a curated record. Bases 145 to 1533 code for a protein of 462 amino acids. Gene Ontology annotation, biological process: translation; translational elongation.